UCAUUGAGAUCCGAGCCGUCCGAACUGUCGGGUGGGACAAUCUUUGCUCCGUCACGAGCCACACUAGACCUUAUACACCUUUACUAACUAUCAAAACCGGUAUAGAAUGACGACUGAGAAGCUUCCUUACGGUCACCUCACCAUGCCAGAGAGAAGCACCCGCCGGGAGCGCACGGGCGGCCCGCUCGGCUCGCUCGUCGGUGUUCUCGGCGCCGCCGCGGUGUUCGCCUCCGCCGUGGUGCUGGCCGUGAUCGUGCAGAACAUCGGUCAUGAGAUGGGGAACCUCCGGGCUAAGGUGGAGAGGGAUCAAGAAGAAAUGGCUAAACUACAAGAAAAGGUGGCUAUCCUUACUGUGACGACUGAGAGCUGCAAGCUGAGGGCUGACAGAGAUCAAGAGGAGAUAGCUAAACUACAAGUAAAGGCUGAGAAAAGCGACGGAGAGAUAACCAAGCUCCUAGCCCUGGCACAGAGAGAUCACGACGACAUGGCCAUGGUCCUGUCUCUGAGGGAGCGGAUUGUCGUGCUGGAAACACAGAUCCGAGUCGGGGGUUUGCCACCAAACUACGCCGAACAAACGUCUGCUAGCCCUGAGGGAGAACAGCCUGGGCCAGUCGGUGAGACUGACUCCGGGGUACAGAACAACAACGCCACGAUGGAAGGGCACAAACGGUCUAAGAGAGAUGCGCCCAACUCGGUCCGAAUUCCACUUGGAUUAGGUUGUUGUCAAAACCAAGCGGGACGGGACGGUCGGGACGGACGGGACGGUGUGGCGGGAGCCCCGGGACUGAAGGGCGACCCCGGACAGAAAGGAGACAUUGGGUCAACCGGGGAACCAGGAGAAGGAGCAAAGGGGUCUAAAGGAGAAACUGGAUUGCAAGGGGCCAAAGGGCAAAAAGGCGAACAUGGAACGUCGGCUAACAACGGAGUAGGAGGUGCUGUUUACACCCGCUGGGGCAAGAAGACUUGUCGCUCUGGAACAACGACUGUCUACUCUGGUGUAGCAGGAGGUACGGAUCAUAACCAGCCAGGCGGCGGGACCAACUACCAGUGUCUGCCCACCAACCCACAGUGGGGGAGGUACCAAGAUGGAGUCCAUCAUGCGAGGGCUUUCAUGUAUGGAGCUGAGUACCAGUUGGACACAAAUGUCCCGUUUGGCUCCACCUCCCUUCACGAUGACGACGUCCCGUGUGCGGUCUGCUACGUCCCAACCCGCGGCAGUAAGUUGAUGAUCCCCGCCCGUAACAUCUGCCCCACCGGCUGGACCCAGGAGUACGAUGGUUACCUCAUGGCUGGUCACUACAACCACCCCGCUGCAAAAGAGUACGUCUGUGUGGAUGAACAGCCUGAGGCCGUAACAGGCGGACACGCCAACCAGAACGGAGCGCUGUUCUACCCAGUGGAAGCCCGCUGUGGGCCCCUGCCGUGUCCUAACUACGUGGAAGGGAGGGAGCUCACCUGUGUCGUCUGCACCAAGUGAACCCUGUUUAUCAUGGACAUUAUCAUCAGCAAUACAAACUUAACCUUACCUAAGACAAGUUCAAAGGCUUUAAAUUUCAAUUGACAUUUGUCAUGUCUUGAUGAAAUUUCCUUGUACACAGGCCGAUACAUCUCUAAUGCAUUUUUCAAAAGAAAUUGUAUCAUUUCUGACACAAACAACAUGUUGACUCCGUACCUGUCUCAUCAUGUAAUAGUGUUCAAUCUCAAAGAUUAAACCACGCACAACACUAGUACUUAUAUCUGGAAUAGGAUCAGAGAAUUUUAAAAAUCACUUCUAUUAGACAAGAUAUUUUUGUAAUCCUUGUUUGAUAUUUUACUUUAUCUUGACUGGAUUUGCACAUGUUCUAUCAUCGACUAUAGCAAAGAGCUUUCUGUGUUUCUAACCAGAAAAGCAAUAAACGUUUGGGGAUACUAUG
This is a messenger RNA of Branchiostoma floridae (Florida lancelet), 1913 nucleotides long. Its product is annotated as collagen alpha-4(IV) chain-like. The transcript is spliced from 7 exons. The coding region runs from base 107 to 1477 and encodes 456 amino acids. Lineage: Eukaryota; Metazoa; Chordata; Leptocardii; Amphioxiformes; Branchiostomatidae. The record is from RefSeq and is a predicted model, not a curated record.